Molecule: messenger RNA, 1743 nt
Organism: Akanthomyces muscarius
Lineage: Eukaryota; Fungi; Ascomycota; Sordariomycetes; Hypocreales; Cordycipitaceae
Exons: 4
Coding region: 1-1743 (580 amino acids)
Biological process (GO): mRNA splicing, via spliceosome
Cellular component (GO): nucleus
Molecular function (GO): RNA lariat debranching enzyme activity
Source: RefSeq, a predicted model, not a curated record
AUGGCCUCAACUACGCUAGAAUCGAGCGGAGUGCGGGUGGCCGUAGAGGGAUGCGGCCACGGCACGCUCAACGCCAUCUACGCCGCCGUUGAGCGGUCUUGCAAGGAGCGAAAGUGGGAUACUGUCGAUCUCCUCAUCAUUGGCGGAGAUUUUCAGUCUGUCCGCCACGCGCAAGAUCUUGCGGUCAUGGCUUGCCCCGUCAAGUACCGAGAGCUUGGUGACUUUCCCGACUACUAUUCUGGCGUGCGCAAGGCGCCCUAUGUCACCAUCUUCAUCGGCGGAAACCACGAAGCCAGCUCUCAUCUCUGGGAGCUCUUCUACGGCGGCUGGGUCGCGCCCAACAUUUACUACAUGGGCGCGGCCAACGUCUUGCGGUUCGGCCCCCUGCGCAUCGCUGGCAUGUCUGGUAUCUGGAAGGGCUUUGACUAUAGGAAAUCUCAUUUUGAACGCCUUCCGUUCAGUGACAGUGACGUGCGGUCAUUCUACCACGUGCGAGAAAUCGAUAUCCGCAAAUUGCUGUUGCUGCGUACGCAGGUCGACAUUGGCCUAAGCCACGACUGGCCCAGAGGUAUUGAGAAACAUGGGGACUCGGAGCGGCUUUUUAAACAGAAAAGAGACUUUCGACAAGAGUCAAUUGAUGGCACACUGGGCAACGUGGCUGCAGAAUAUGUUCUCGAUCGUCUUCGUCCACCGUAUUGGUUCUCUGCCCAUCUGCACGUCAAGUUUGCUGCCUUGAAACGCUUCACCGCGCAACCGGAAUCCGACUCAAAACACACAGAGCGACCAGAUACCGAGGAGCCGGCCUCAGAAGUUCCUCAAGAGGCCAAUCCAGAUGAAAUCGACUUGGAUCUUGACGAUGGCGAUGAUGAUGCGCAUGAUGUACCCCCGCAGGCCAAACAAUCGGUGGGAAACAACCCAAAAGAGGCUAAUCCAGACGAGAUCGACCUGGAUCUCGAUGACGACAACGAUGCUGGCAAUGGCGGGCCCUCUCAGCCUAAAAAUGGCACGGAGGCGGCUCCUGAAGUGCGGGAAGUCGCCAAGGACGAGCCAAUAGAAACAAACAAAGUCUCUGAGGAGUUGUUAGCCCAGUUGCCAGCCUCUUUCGCAAAACCACCACCACGACCCAAGGGAACCCCUGGUCAACCUGUCCCGCCGGGCAUCACGAAUACAGAGCUGUGCGAAGUACAUCCAUUUGACAACAAUGAGUCUACCCGCUAUCCGGCAAGUGAAUUGCCAUCUCGCUACAGACUAGGAUAUGACCCAGAAUGGCUCGCCAUCACUCGAGUGUUCCACCGCGAACUUGUCAUUGGCGACCCAGCCUCCCGAGUGUCAGCUGAUCUGGGUGAGGCGGAAUAUAUCCCUCUCAUCGACCGUGAGAGAGAGUGGGUAGAGGAAAACAUUGUCAAGACCGGCAAGCUCGCGAUUCCCGAGAACUUUUCUCAAACGGCGCCGCCAUAUGAGCAGGGCACACCCGAAAUCGUCCACGAUCAGCCAAACGAAUAUACCAACCCGCAGACGGCAGAAUUCUGUCAGCUUCUUGCUCUGGAUAAUCUGUGGGAUUUUAGUGAGGAGGAUAGACAAGAGCGAAAGAGUCGUGGCCCUCCACCUCCUGUCGAGAGGUUCGGCGGAGGGUUCCAUGGCGGCGGUCGAGGACGUGGUGGUGGACGUGGCAGGGGCGGACGAGGUGGACGAGGAGGCGGACGCGGCGGGGGAAGAGGGCGUGGAUCCCGUGGAAGAUGGUGA